AUGACCGGAAGUCUUCCCCAUCUUCUCUGCACGCGAAUCACUGCCUGGAUCACGGCCUUCGUGGCUCUGGAGCGCUGUCUCUGCAUCGUUAUUCCUCUUCACGUCAGAACGAUCAUCACACCGUUUCGUACAGCGGUCUACAUAGUCUCUACCUUCAUAGUCGUAGCCAUCGCCCAGACGGGGUUAUUCUACUCCAGCAGCCUACAGUGGGUGUUUAACAUAGCCAGAAACAGAACGCUAAUGAGUCGGGUUGUAAGAGAAGGCAGCGAAGAGAUCGAUAGUAUUACCUACUUGGUAAAUCUCGUCAAUCCUUUCGGAUCUUUCAUCAUUGUGGUACUCUGUACUGCCAUCACCGCCAUCCAGCUCAGGCGGAAGUCUGAAUGGAGGAUGAAAAUAACAAUGGCGCACUCCAAGCGAACCGAAAACGAGGCUGAUAUUAUGUCCAAGGAGAAAAAGGUCAUCAAACUUGUGGUCAUCAUCUCGGUCAUCUUCAUCUUCAGCUUCCUGCCGGCCAACGUCAGCCACAUCGUCUACUGUAGCAUCUCAUCACAGCUGCAGCUAGUUCUUCUAUACAUACCUUACAUAAGCAUCUCUUUUUCUUUCAUUAAAGUCCUGGAAGCUUUCAACGCGAGCAUCAGCAUCGCCCUGUAUUACGUCAUGAGCUCAAAGUUUAGGAACAACUUCCACGAUGUGUUAGGCAUCAAGUCAACAUUUCUUAAUGGCCAAGAAACCCUUUUACACAAUUAA
Molecule: messenger RNA, 747 nt
Organism: Biomphalaria glabrata
Lineage: Eukaryota; Metazoa; Mollusca; Gastropoda; Planorbidae
Exons: 1
Coding region: 1-747 (248 amino acids)
Biological process (GO): G protein-coupled receptor signaling pathway
Cellular component (GO): plasma membrane
Molecular function (GO): G protein-coupled peptide receptor activity
Source: RefSeq, a predicted model, not a curated record